Hermetia illucens (black soldier fly) is the source of this 1032-nucleotide messenger RNA. Its product is annotated as mpv17-like protein 2. The record is from RefSeq and is a predicted model, not a curated record. Bases 174 to 884 code for a protein of 236 amino acids. Gene Ontology annotation, cellular component: cytoplasm; membrane. Lineage: Eukaryota; Metazoa; Arthropoda; Insecta; Diptera; Stratiomyidae. The transcript is spliced from 4 exons. Gene Ontology annotation, biological process: mitochondrial ribosome assembly.
AAACUCCGUGCCUCCCAACGUAAACAAACAACUUGUCAUUCCAGCUUAACGUCUCGUGCUUUCCACUCCUAUUCGCUGAGAUGACAUACAUUUCUGUAAUUAUAGUUAGUUCUUUAAAUUAAGUUCGUAAAGUUUUUCAUAAUUUUAUUGAAAUUCACGUGUGUAGAUUCAAAAUGUCUCUAAAUAGUAUUCGGACUUUCCAUCGCAAUAGUGGAAAACUGAGAAUUAGUAUUUCAUCAUUUAGCCAAUUUAGUUAUAAUCCUGUGUUAGGAAGGCGACUCGUCAAAACCGAUGAAACGAAAGUUAAAGUGUCCUUAGUGAAAAGGAUAUCGCAAAAGUUGUUUGGAAAAUAUUUGCUUACCACAAAUAUUGUGGGUUCUGGUAUCUUAAUGAUCUUCGGUGACUGGGCCGCUCAGGAAAUUGAAUAUCAGAGGGGGUUGACUACAACCAGAUGUGACUUGACAAGAGUGGGUCGUAUGUUUCUCGUUGGUGCCUUACAAGGCCCAAUGCACCAUUACUUCUACAAAUGGAUGGAUACCAUCUUGCCGGUUGUGACAAUGUCUUCAGUUUUCAAAAAAAUUGCUUUAGAUCAGUUUGUUAUGUCGCCGGUAUGCAUUGUAAUGUUCUUCUAUUCAGCGGGCUGGUUAGAAGGCAAGAACACUUCACAGUGCAAUCUUGAAUUGAAUUCAAAAUUCUUGACAGUAUAUACGGUUGAUUGGCUUGUCUGGCCUUUUGCACAGUUCUGUAAUUUCUACUGGUUACACCCAAAAUACCGAGUGACUUAUGUGAACGUAGUAACAGCAUUGUACAAUAUUUUCUUAUCGUACAUAAAGCACGAAGAAGGGGUAAAGCUUCAAGAGGUUGCGAUGCAGAUUUCAAAAUAAGCCAAAGCAUAGUUUCGCCUGAUGUGAAAGGGCGUUUGUUUUUAUUGUACUUAAUACACUUCGUUAUCAUAGAGAGUAUGAAAUGAAUACACAAAUUUAUCUGUGACGUAAAUUUAUUUCCUUUAAAAUAAACAAUUUGAAAAAUUAA